GUAGUUGCAUCCGGCACAGCGUUGACGCACACUUCUUCGUUUACGACGUGCUAGAGAGAUACGGAGAAAACAACACCUGUCCCUCGAAGAAUUGGAGAUACUCAUGGAAGACCUUGGUAUCGGAAACUAUCACGAUGAAGCCGGCGCCCAUGACGAUCAUGCUGACCACGGCGACCAUGACGAUAGCAAGGACCACGAUGGUCAGGACGAUCAUGCUGACCACAGCGACCAUAACGAUAACAAGCACCACGAUGGCCAUGACGAAGAUGACCACGGCGCCCAUGACGAUGGCGCCCAUGAUGAUGGCGCCCAUGAUGAUGGCGCCCAUGAUGAUGGCGCCCAUGAUGAUGGUAACAAUAAAGUUGGCGACCAUGACGGUGGCGACCAUGACGAUGGCGCCGACCACAGCGAUCAUCUUCGUCGUCGACAAAAGCGCUCUCAGAAGCACGGCGUCGUCGUUGCCGACGCGCACGACCACGGCACUGUGCUGGAGCACGCGCAGGCGUCUGCCGAGGCGACGAAGGCUCACGAGACGGAGGAUGAGGAUGCGCGUAACCAUGACAACGCCGGGUAUCUGCAGCAGGGGCUUCUUCGUGCGGACGGCGAUAAGUCGGAUACGUGUUUCACGGCUGAGCAACUAUGGGAGGUGUUCGAUUACCCGAGUUCUUAUAGACUUUCGGAGACAGACUUCAUAGAAGCGUGCCCAGCACUUCUGCAACAGAUCGUCAGCAAAUCCUGCGAGAAAAAGACGGAAACAGAAAGCAACCAAUACACUCCAACCAAACUCGAAGCGUAUGGAUACGGAGCUCUGGCGAUCCUCGUGAUCAGUCUCUUGUCGCUGAUUGGUGCGAUUACGAUCCCCUUCAUCAGUACUGUCUCCUACCAUUACAUCAUGAUGGGUUUCAUUGCUCUGGCUAUCGGCACCAUGGCUGGGGACGCUCUGCUUCAUCUAAUACCACACUCGUUAGGUGGACAUGAACACAAGGAGACAGCACAUGGCCACGAAGAUGAGAAUGUAGAUGGCAGCACGGCGCUAAAUAUCGUUAUAGAACCCAUGAUUCUGAAGCUGCUGGCGGUCUUGGGCGCCAUCUACGGAUUCUUCGUCUUUGAGACAUUAAUGGAAUUGGCCAAGGAUUCGGUGCAAGGCCUCGAAAAGGACGCCGACCACGCGCCCGGCGGCGGAGGUGGACACGGUCACAGUCACGUUCCCGACCACGAGGCAUUGACGCGAGGCAGUCCGUUCCGUAAGAGCACGGGACACAGUCACGUGCCGGACCCCGUUAUCCUGAAGCAGUACACGCGUCGACAGAGCAGCAACAUACAAUCGUCGGUGUCGCGACAAAAUCUGACGUCGAGCCUGGACUUGUCGCGAGGUGGCAGCACAACCACACUCGACAGUGCGUUGUCCACUGUCCUUCCCUACGGCGCAACUAACGGCGUAGCCCACGAUGCAAACGCUAAUACCUCAAAGCUUAAAACAAGCAACACACGGGAACGAGCACGCAGUUUCUGCUCAUCUUUCAACACGGUGGCGCUGAUGAUACUCAUGGGUGAUAUCAUGCACAACGUCAGCGAUGGUCUCGCUAUUGGCGCUGCAUUCGCCGGAAGUACCGAAGGCGGCAUGUCUACGUCCAUAGCCGUGCUAUGCCACGAACUUCCGCACGAACUAGGUGACUUCGCUCUCUUCCUGUCGCUGGGUCUCACCGUGAAGCAGGCCCUCGGCCUGAACCUGCUCGCUGCUCUCACUGGCUUCGCUGGAUUCUUCGUCGGCGUAUCUGUCGGCGCUGACGCCGACGUGCGACAGUGGAUCUUCGCGGCGACGGCCGGCAUGUUUCUCUACAUAUCUCUUGUCGAGAUGGUGAGCCGACACUGCUGA
Molecule: messenger RNA, 1876 nt
Organism: Priapulus caudatus
Lineage: Eukaryota; Metazoa; Priapulida; Priapulimorpha; Priapulimorphida; Priapulidae
Product: zinc transporter ZIP6-like
Exons: 9
Coding region: 104-1876 (590 amino acids)
Biological process (GO): intracellular zinc ion homeostasis; zinc ion import across plasma membrane
Cellular component (GO): membrane
Molecular function (GO): zinc ion transmembrane transporter activity
Source: RefSeq, a predicted model, not a curated record